UUGUGAACCUGUAACCUAUUGUCCUCGGGUCCAGGCCUUCUUCGGGGUGGCCCUCCAUGCCAAUCUGCUCCCCUGUGUUUUCUCGUUUCUGGAGAGUGUUUCUUGGUCCCUAGGUGUGGCAUGGCUGCGUGGAGCUGCCUUGUGACAGGCGCAGGAGGCUUUCUGGGACAGAGGAUCAUCCGCUUGUUGGUGGAGGAGAAAGAGGUGCAGGAGAUCCGAGCACUGGACAAAGUUUUCAGACCGGAGCUGCGGGAGGAAUUUUCUAAGCUCCAGAGCAGGGUGAAGCUGACCUUGCUGGAAGGAGACAUUCUGGAUGAACAGUUCGUGAAGAGAGCCUGCCAGGGCACCUCAGCGGUCAUUCACACUGCCUGCAUCAUUGACGUCUACAACGCCAUUCCGCCAGAGGUCAUCAUGAAUGUGAAUCUGAAAGGUACCCAGAGGCUGUUGGAGGCCUGCGCCCAGGCUAGUGUGCCGAUCUUCAUUUACACCAGCACCAUCGAGGUGGCUGGGCCCAACUCCUACAGGGAGGCCGUCCGGAAUGCCCGUGAAGAAGAUAACCUCGAAACGACAUGGUCGGCUCCGUACCCGUACAGCAAAAAGCUUGCAGAGAAGGCUGUGCUGGCAGCGAAUGGGUGGGCUCUUAAAAAUGGUGGCACCUUGUACACAUGUGCCUUAAGGCCCACGUAUAUCUACGGGGAAGGAAGCCCAUUUCUGUACAGGUUUUUUGACCAGGCCCUAAAAAACAAUGGCAUCCUUUCCCAUAACAGCAAGUUCUCCAUUGCCAACCCAGUCUAUGUUGGCAACGUGGCCUGGGCCCACAUUCUGGCUCUGAGGGCCCUGUGGGACCCUGAGAAAGCCCCAAACAUCCAAGGACAGUUCUACUACAUCUCAGAUGACACACCUCACCAAAGCUACGAUCAAUUCAAUUACAACCUGAGCAAAGAAUGGGGCUUCUGCCUUGAUUCCAGAAUGAGCCUUCCUGUAUGGCUGACCUACUGGCUGGGCUUCCUGAUGGAAAUAGUGAGCUUCCUGCUCAGUCCAAUUUACAGGUACCAGCCUCCCUUCAACCGCCACUUGGUGGCCUUGUCAAAUAGUGUGUUCACCUUCUCCUAUAAGAAAGCUCAGCAAGAUCUGGGGUAUGAGCCGCUCUUCAGCUGGGAGAAAGCCAAGCAGCAAACCACAGAGUGGAUUGGCUCCCUGGUGAAGAAGCACAAGGAAGCCCUGAAAACAAAGACUCACUGAAGCGGGUGACAAGGGUGUGGAUGGGGUGCUGUCACGGAAUGGCUGUCAAGAUCCCCUCUCUGGCCCAGAAAGUGACUUGGGCCCAGGUCCUGCUGCAUCCCUUUUAUAAGGUGGCCAUCUAAUUGUCUUCCUCCCAGCAGCCGUCACUGGCCCAACUGCAAGCUUUCUGCCCCACCCGCUCUCCAGAGGACAGACAAGGAGAUUUGCUGCAGCUGCUGGUCCCAGAGUCUCAGUUGCUGGUUCUGAGCUAUUUGGGCGUCUUUAAUUCAGGCUUUCGCUCACUAGUUCCAUUUCCUUUGUUAAUGGCAACAUCUUAACAUUCCUAUUCCUUCACACAGCUCAAUGAAAAGAAUA
Messenger RNA from Pteronotus mesoamericanus, 1596 nucleotides. RefSeq names its product 3 beta-hydroxysteroid dehydrogenase/Delta 5-->4-isomerase-like. Gene Ontology annotation, biological process: steroid biosynthetic process. The record is from RefSeq and is a predicted model, not a curated record. Lineage: Eukaryota; Metazoa; Chordata; Mammalia; Chiroptera; Mormoopidae. Gene Ontology annotation, molecular function: 3-beta-hydroxy-Delta5-steroid dehydrogenase (NAD+) activity. The coding region runs from base 121 to 1242 and encodes 373 amino acids. The transcript has 3 exons.